GACUGUAUUACGUGGUCCAGCAUCUGACACUGUGGUCAGUAUUGAUCAUCCAGCAUCCAGCGCUGUAGCGCAGUCUCCAUCCUCGAAAAAAUCUGAAUUGGUGGUUCAAGUAUCCCGCAAAUUUUCUACAAGAUUCUAUUGUAAACUCGUCAGAAGUGAUCAUCGAUCCCGUCGCAGGAUUGUAAACGCGCCUUUAGCAGUCGUCCAACGUUCGGGUGGAGUCGGGUGCAGGUUCGGGGACGAACGGCGCAAGAUGGCCGCCGGUAUUGGAAAUGGAGUAGCAUAGAGGCUGGGCGGUAGGAACGAACCGUAGGUGUGUCAGUACUCGGCUUCUCCGUGAUAAUGCCAUCGAAAUGCCGAUUGUUGCACGCUGACUCGCGUAUCGCACAUUAUUCGUACGUAGAAUCAAAGUUAUUCCGUCGGCCGUGUCUCGGAUGGUGAUGAUAAAUCGCGAAAUAGACGAACAGGAAAAUUAAAGCGGUGUCUUCGGUGCGAAAUUUUCUCAGCUAACACGAUUGCGAAUUUACUAGUGAUUAUACGUAUCCGAUAGGUACGUCGAUGAUUUAUUUGAAUGAGAUUCAAGUGGAAAGUUAAACGGUGACCUGUCGAGUGUUCGCCCCCGUGACGUUCAACGAUUUUCCACGGAUGUCAAGACUCGCCUGCCCGGCUCCAGGAGAGAGUCGAGUGUGCUUCGUGGGUGUCAGUCAGGUCUGAAUCGAAUUGUACCGAUAGGAAAUCAGUCGACGGGGCAGGAAAAGGAGAAUGGAAAGGGAAAGAGUCGGUGCAUAAAGGGAUCAAAGUGUACGGGGACGGUACAGUGUGUCCCACGAUACACCAUUUCGCGAUCUGUCAAAAACUUGAUUCUCACCGAAGGCCGAAGUUAACGCUCGUGUCUAUCGAUCAAUCAUAACCGAUCUCUCGUGUUCUAGGCCCUGGAGCUAUCGAAGCGUGCAUCGAUCGAUUUUUCGAAGGGAAAUUCACUUGGUCUACGAGUUUCCUUCUGUGUCACUGUGUGUGUGUGCGCUACGACGACACAUUGAUUAUCCCUUUCCGUAAACAAUAUACAAGGACAGGAAUGUAUUACACUCUGGCAGAAACAAGAUAUGAGUUUCGAUUACGGUGAGAGAAGGCUCGUACAGCCAGGGAAAGUGAUGUUGAACUUGGAACUGUCGAAAGAUUAUUUCAGUGAUGAUUCCGCCGGUAGGUACUAGUUAACCAAAAACAAAAAAAGAAACAACAAUUUUUAUUCAAUACCGUAACCAGUGAAAAUUUCACAGGGCAGGUAGUGAUCGGAAUUUUAGUGUUCCUUACAGUGAAUAGUUCAUCGCAUAGAAGAAAUAGUAGUUGAGAUUCCGCGCGUGGAUAUCGUUCGAAUCGUGUGUGUCUGUGUGAGAGAGAGAGAGAGAGAAGAGACAAAGCAAGAGAGGAUAGAGCGAGGAAAUCGAGGAAAAUGACUAACUGAAAGGAAUCGAAACGAACUAGAAUAAGGUAUAUAUCGAAAAAGAAUAAUAGAAAAAGGAUUUCGUUUAACUCGCGUACACGCGGGUCUGUAAAUUUAAACGCCGCGUGUCCCCCGUGCGUAUGUCUGCUGAUUCACAUUUCCGUGUAUUUCAAGUGGAGUUUCAGUGUGCCGGAGGGUGAGAGUAGUAGGAUAACGCAAAAUGUGGAAUAUGAUGUGCGACGUGAUGCCGACUAUCGCGGAGGACAGCAUUAGCCAGCGAAGUUCGCAGUUCUCCGGCGAGGAUGCGAACUUCGAGCAGCUGAUGGUCUCGAUGCUCGACGAGAGGGACAAGCUGAUGGAAUCGUUGCGCGAGAGCCAGGAACGAUUACAGGAAACGGAAGCACGUUUGCAGGAGGUCGAAAAAGAACGGGACUCAUUGAAUCGUCAGCUGAACGCCAAUAUUCCUCAGGAAUUUUCCCAGCUGACGAAGGAGCUCGCAGCAGCACGCGAGAGCAUUUUAGAAAGAGAGGAAGAAAUAUCGGAGCUGAAAGCAGAGAGGAAUAAUACUCGUCUUCUGCUCGAACAUCUGGAAUGUCUGGUCUCCCGGCACGAGCGAUCGCUUAGGAUGACUGUGGUGAAGAGGCAAGCGGCCGCGCAAUCUGGAGUAUCGUCCGAAGUUGAAGUGCUCAAAGCUCUGAAAAGUCUGUUCGAGCACCACAAGGCUUUAGACGAGAAAGUACGAGAACGACUGAGAGUUGCAUUGGAAAGGAAUACGAGCUUGGAAGAAGAGUUAGCCAUUAUUAAAGAAGAGCUCCAGCAAUAUAAAUUAAGUGGUCAUGCGCCUAAAGCUAUGGAGGAUAGACCCAAAGAAAAUGGGCAGACAGAGGAUGGCCAGCAGCAAAACAAGAAUGAGACUGAGCAGGCAGCAGGCCAGCUGGAACAACAGCAGCAGCAACAACCACAGCAACAGCAGCAGCAGCAACAGCAGUCGAUACAAAAGCUAGGUACGGAGAGGUCGACAGAAAUCGGGAGUAGACUGAGCAAUGGAACUCUCGAUCCGUCGGACCAGGAUUCAGCUGCGCGAUUAAUUGAUUUGCAAGCGAUUCUCGACAAGCAGAGCUCAGAAUUGAGCACGUGGCAACGGCGGGUGGCUGAGUUAAGUGGACGAGUUGCUGAAUUGGAAGAAAGCUUAUCCAAGGCUCAGAAAGACCUUCUGAAAACGCAAGAAACGAACGUGAAACUUCAAAGAGAUUUACGUGAAAAUGUUGCCCAAAAAGAGGACCAGGAAGAAAGGAUAGCAACUCUUGAAAAACGAUACCUUAAUGCUCAACGCGAAUCCACUAGUUUACACGAUCUCAACGAAAAGUUGGAACAGGAGCUGCAACACAAGAAGGCUCAAUUAAAGCUCCAAGAAGAAAAAAUAUCAGCAAUACAAGAAAAAUUAGAACUUGCAGAACAGAAAUUAGCUCAAUAUGCUAAGUUGCCAGAAAUGGAAGAGCAAUUAAAGCAGAGGAUGGAGGCUCUGACGCAGGUGAGGAGGCCCAACCAGCAGGCUCAAGAAAGGCACGGUAGUGCAGAGGAUAGGAUACAAAGAUUGGAAACACAACUAGAGGAAAAGAACGCUGAAGUGAUGCGUGUUAAUCAACGACUUAAAAUGAACGAAGAACAUAAUACACGGCUUAGUACAACAGUUGAUAAACUUUUGUCGGAAUCUAACGAAAGAUUACAAGUGCAUUUGAAGGAGAGAAUGCACGCAUUAGAAGAAAAGAAUGCUCUUACGCAGGAGCUUGAAAAGACAAGAAAGAUCGCUGAAGAUCUCCAAAAUGAAAAGGCUGAAAUAGUUAAAGAAUUAGGAAAAGCACGUCUUGAAAUUGAUAAUGUAAAAAGGCAGAUGCUUCAGCAAGAAAUCGCAUUUAAUAUACAACAAACGGACGCUUUGACUAGAAGUUUGUCUCCCAAUGCAGUGGAUCCAGGUUCCUUUUCUAGAAGUGCAAGUCACAGUAGCUUCGACACCCAUUCGUUACCAAGGAGAACGGCUAAACGUCCACCGAUGGAAGAAGAUCCAGCAAAGAAUUACGUAGCUCGCACUUUAGCAGAACAAGAAUGGGAAAAAUUACAGCAAGCGCAUGUUCUAGCCAAUGUGCAACAAGCGUUUGACGUUUCCAGUGACGCAGAGGGUGACGGGGAUAAUGAAAGUCUUUUCAGUUGUGCGGCUGAUGUAAUUAGCCCUACAGGGCAUACAGAUGCUCAAACGUUAGCGUUGAUGCUACAAGAACAAUUAGAUGCAAUUAAUAAUGAAAUUAGGUUGAUUCAGGAAGAAAAACAAAGUACGGAAGCUCGUGCAGAAGAAUUGGAAUCACGAGUUGGCAGUCUUGAACAUAUGAAUUUAUUAGCGAGAGGUAGAAGUCUGGAACGAGCGUCGCCACCGUUGAGCGGACGAUCCACACCCAAAUCUCAUCAUAGUCCUAAUAGGGAUUAUUUACAUAAAUAUCAUACUGCACCGGCAUCAAUGUCUCCAGCGCAUCUCCAUCAAUAUGCUGCUUCCUUAGCUAGCCCGGGUCAACUUUCUGAAUCCCUUCCUGCAAGUCAGUUACAGUUAUCAGGUGAGGAACUGCAUUCGGUGAGCGAAAGGGAUAGCACCGGUGGUGCAGGAAGCGGUGGCAGCGAUGCAGCCUCACCGUUAACGGCUCGAUCAAUCAGGCUGGAACGAGUAGUACAAGCACUUGCUCACAGUCAAGAAGAACUGAGAAGACGCACUGGACAAGCCGGAUUUCCCAGCAGUGGUUUUCCUGCUCACAGGCAUGGGCAACAUAACAACGGCGCACUCAAUUCUGGGACUCCCCCUUCCCCAUUGUCCUCACGCCAUAGCAGCCAGGACAGUUUGCACAAGAACAACUUGCCUGGUGUCGGAUUGGCGAUUGGACAACUGUCUAGCUCGCAUUUGCACAUGCAGUCAACCAUGAGUCCAGCUACAGCAGCAGCGGUGGCUGCAGCUCAAAAGAAGAAGGGGAUUAAGAGCAGCCUUGGAAGAUUUUUCAGCAAGAAGGAAAAGAUAAAGGGAAAAGACACGCCAAUGCCUGGAGAUAUACCCGGUAUGGGAGGAGCAAGUACACCUGCGGAUCCUGACUACGGAGAUAGCGUUUCUGUGGCUGGAACUAUGGGCAGCAAAAGUGAUUUUGAUCGUAGAAAAAAGAAAAGUCCUAGUAUGUUUGGAAGUAUGCUAGAUUCAUCGAGGCACGAGCUUUUGGCGGAAGCGAUGCGAGCUGGAACCCCGUUUGCUCUAUGGAAUGGUCCAACUGUGGUGGCUUGGCUUGAAUUAUGGGUCGGUAUGCCUACCUGGUACGUAGCAGCCUGCCGGGCCAAUGUGAAAAGCGGUGCCAUCAUGAGUGCUCUUAGCGAUACCGAAAUCCAACGCGAAAUCGGUAUAAGUAAUCCUUUACAUCGAUUGAAAUUACGAUUAGCUAUCCAAGAAAUGGUGUCACUGACAAGUCCAUCAGCACCAAAAACCUCUCGCACAACUUUAGCAUUUGGAGAUAUGAACCACGAGUGGAUUGGUAAUGUUUGGCUUCCAAGUCUUGGAUUGCCUCAAUAUCGAUCCACUUUCAUGGAGUGCCUUGUCGAUGCUAGAAUGUUGGAUCACCUUACAAAAAAAGACCUUCGUGGUCAACUUAGAAUGGUUGAUAGUUUCCACAGAACAAGUUUGCAGUAUGGCAUUUCGUGUUUGAAGCGAUUAAAUUAUGAUAGGCAACAAUUAGAAGAAAGAAGACGAAUGGCGGAAGGUGCCAACGUCGAUGUUCUUGUAUGGAGUAACGAUCGUGUUAUAAGAUGGGUGCAAUCUAUCGGCCUGAAAGAAUACGGGAACAACCUCUUGGAAUCUGGGGUACACGGAGCUCUUGUAGCCCUCGAUGAAAGUUUCGACGCAAAUAGUUUUGCUUUAGCUUUGCAAAUUCCAACCCAAAACACACAAGCUCGACAACUGUUAGAAAUGGAAUUUGCUAAUUUAUUAACAGUAGGAACAGAGAGGCGACUCGAUGAAUCGAAUAGUAUGAAAUCCUGAUCCAACUCGUCUAGUAGGCUGCCUCAUCUUCAACCACACCAUGUCUAGUCUGAAACCCCAGAUAUUACUACUCUCUGUACGCAAGUGUGUUGUAAGAGCUUUAAGUAUCAUUCUAAGGGUAACUUUAUACUGUUAAGAGUGUAACAUGCGGUAGUAUGAAAGAGUGAUUGAACAUAAAACUGUUAAAAAAGGAUGAUUAUAUCGUAUGUUCAAUAAGAAAAUUUAAAGCAUUUUAUCGAUUUUUGCGUCACGCGUUUCAUAAAUCGCAUGUUACGUAUUUCACUGAGAACAAAAAAAAAAAAGAAAAUAAUAAUAAUUCUUGAUGAAUUGCUCUCAUAUAGAUACUGAAAUGUAGUGAGCGGUCGGGAAAAUCAUGAGAUAUAUAUAUAUUUUUCCUCGAAAGCCAAAAGAAAUAUCAGUUAUAGGUAAUUACGACAAUAAUUCUGUCUAAUUUAUCUUGAUUUUUUUAAGGAUAGCGAUUUGUAGUUUCGAACUAAUAAUAUCAUGGUAGUUUGUAAAAAAAAAAAUUUUCAACGCGUGAUCGCAUAUUUCUUAUACUAUAUUAUGUACUUAUACUCUGUAACAAAUAGUUAAAGCAGCAUCUAUUUUGAUACCACUUACCGCACAAAAUAAAAAUCCCCAAAUUACAUUAGUGCCAUUGCUCUCGAGGAAACUAUUUAUGUACAAGGAAAAGACUGCGUUCUAUAUUUCUGGAUCUAUAAGAUGGUGACCUAAUAAGCCAUACAUAUACAUAUACAUAUUAUAUAUAUAUAUAUAUACAUAUUACUUUGUACAGAAGGAGUACCGGGAUACUUGUUCUCCUCUGUUAUUUCGAUGAAUUUUAAAUGUUUGUAGAUCACAUAUAAACACGUAAUAUAUUCAAAAAUUACACUGAAGCAAGCAACUAUCAUAACUAAGAAACAAUGAAACAGGAAAGCAGUUGCAUGGGACGUGUUUAAAAAGCUCGCUUUUUAUUUACCGUGGACUAAGAACAGACAUUUUAUACCAAAAUAAUCGCGCAAUGUAUAAGUACGUGUAUGAAGUUAGUAGAUGUUAUAAAAUUAAGAAACUUUGUAAUUUUAAUUAACUGAACUAUCGAUCAGUCAUAAUUAUAUACGUAUAAUUAUAUCUUUAUUAUGUAUCAUUGAUUUUCUCAUUGUUACAAGGUAAUUGUUUUUUUUUCAUUCUGCUCUCUAGCAUUUUGUUCAAAGAAAUUUUUUGUUGAUAGUUCAUUUAUAAGUAUCUCUUAGUGUCUAAUUUUAUUUAAAACUUGCAGAAAUUUAUUAUCGUUGGACUCGAUCGGUGGUGACAAAAAAAACUGUUAUAAAUGUAAAGAAAUGUCACGGGAUAAGAAAGAAAAAAAAAUGGCCAUAACGAGAACAGCAAAAGAAAAAACAAAUACACUGAUAAUGGCCAUAAAUAUUUGCUAAAACAAUAGUGAUGAUGUUGCUGAAGACAAUGAUUGCGAUGAUAAUUAUAAUUAUCCAUUACAAAUGUUAUCAAACUGAAGGUGUGGCGAAAGACUGAGACUUAUGACAGUGACUGUAAUGACAAAAACUGGUCAUGAUAGAGACGAUCACAAUAAUGAUGAUAAGUUAUAAUGGGAUGUUGUUAACGUUGUUGAUACUUGAUGAAUCAUUGUUGUUGAUGUUUGUUUCCCUGUGAAGUACCCCCUGCAAGCUGUUCAUUCGUUGUAACUCCGCGGCUCUGCAAUGACCUUCCGAAUGGGCGCAAACGUACCAAAUAGUUUCUACCAAAGACGUCGCAAUACAGCACGAUGAUUUAACAGUCAUAAAUGUGUAAUUUAACGUUGGCACUCGAGAUAUAUAUGCAGUAGAAAGAUCAAAAUAUCAUCCUACAUGUAAAGAUCAUAAUGUACAGUUUCAUCCUUCGGCGUAUAAUACUUUCUUUUUCUUUUCUUAUUUUUUUUUCUUUAUUAUUUAGAAAGUACCACCGAUCAGUUGAAAUAUUUCUAGGUAAUCAGAAAGACUCGCUAAGCCAAAGCAACGUUACGCUACCUCAAUACUGAGAUACGGUGGUACGGUUACUUUACCUUUUGCAUAAAUACAUUGUUAACUUGUUCCAUGAUUUGUAAUUUAUAAUUAAUUCUUCAUGGCGCAUUAAAUCGGAAUUUCUGAUUGACCUUGGGUUGAAAAACAAAUCAUCCAAAAUGUGUAAGAUUGACUUGCAAUUGUUAAAGAACGGAUCAUUGAAUAAUAGAGAAACAGUAAUGUGAAACUACACACAGAUUUAGUUUUUUAACGAUACGAAACAAGAAUUUUCUAAAUAUAUUGUGAAGAAACUUCGGUUUGAAGUAUUUUCAUAAUAUAGCGUUACAAUAUGUACCCUUUUCGCCCUAAUAUAAAGCUACACGAACGAUUGUACAGAACCAAUUUGUACAAAUGAAUAGAUAUACAAAGUCAGGGCAAUUUGUGAAACAGAAUGGCCGUCUCUCCCUUUCGGAAGUGUCUGCAGUAUAUGUAAAUGACUGAACUUAUUUUUAACGUAUGCUAGUUAAUAGUGUCUAUGGACAUUCCAAGGAAAAGAAAAGAAAGCAAACCUUCCAAAAAACGCAGACACAUUCAUAAUGGCAUAUAUGUAAAUCAUGACUCGGUAUGUAGCAGCUUUGCCGCCUUCUAUGUAUUUAACUAUAAAUAUAUACAUAGAUAUAAAAGAAAUAAAGUUUCGCCUGAAUCCAGCCUCCGACUGCUCGGUAUCGAAUAGAGCUUUAAUAAGCAAGGCUAAUAACUAUUAUAUUCGUAAUAUUUUUACCAAAAAGUAAGGAAUUAUUGCUUAAACUUAGAUUUCGUCUUGCCUUCGAUUUCCUUUAAUAUUUCUUUAAACAUUCUCCGCCUUUGUGUUUGGAAAAUUGUAUUGCAAUCUUCUUUUGUCUGUAUAUGCUGAUAGAACCACUAAAAUUGUUCAAUAUAUUAAAUAUUGUCUUCAGCAAUGCUUGAAGAAUUUUAUUUAAAUGAAUAUAAUAGUUUCAUAUAAAUAUAGGAUUGUAACAGUAUCCAAAAGAAAGACAUAUAAAGCGUUUAUGUUUCUUUAUUAUCAGUUUAAACAUAUCAUACAAUUGUAAAAAGUGUUUAUAGUAGAUAGAAUUACAUAAAAACAUAAUUGUUUCUGUGUACAAUUUUCAUUUUUCUUUUAUUGUUUGCCUUGGAAAAAAAUACAUGUUAAGAUAUAUAUAUGAUAAAAACAUACACGUAAUCAUGUGUAAUAUUGUGAUGUAACAAUACGUGGUAUGUGUUACUUUAAAAUGUAUUUUUUUUCUAUGUAAACUUUUUCUUUUUAUGCUCAAUUCGACCGAACUGACGGAAGAACAAGUUCGACAUUAUUCUGGAUUUUUGUACGACAUAUGUUUGUGAGUGUUAAUGCUAAUACUGUACAUAUGUAUGCGCCAGCGCACGUGUGUGUGAGAGUGUGUAUCUGUAUAUAUCAUUCUCUAUGUAUAUAUGAAUUAUUUAUUAACAAUUCUGUAAUUUACAAACAUUUCAUUAUACGCCCAAUGCAGUUAAGUAUCCUGCAUGCGUCAUAUACUUUGGAUGAAAAUUGAAAUAACUAUCAGACAUUGAAUUACUUUACUUCUGAAUAAAAUUUGUAAUGAAUUCUGUUACAAUUUGUUUAAAUUUAAGUUGCAAUAGUAAUUUGGAAAUAUGAAGGCUACAAUUAUCAAUUUAGAGUAGUCAUUGCAUUGUAUAAUAUGAAACUUUGAUGGCUAUGUAAAAACUAUAUAGGAUAAAUUUAUUCAGAAGCAAAGAAAAUUGUUCGAAAUUAUAAAAUAAAAAUGACGUACGAGUCAUUGGGCACACUUUACAUGAAAUAAAAACAGAAAUUUAAUUCAAUUUAAGUGGCAUUUUUUGUCAGGAUCGUCACCUACAGAAUAAAAUGUAAUAUGUAAUUUAGUUAAAGAAAUUUUAUGUAGCAGGAAAUGAUAUUAAAUAAAUUAUUUUGUAUGCGAUGAUUCUAUACAACAAAUGUCUAAAUUAUCAAUAUUUGUACUUCUUUUUGUUCAUAUCUGACAACUUUAUCUAGAGUGUCAGUUAACUGUGCCAGCAUAAAAACUGCGAUUGUGCUAUUAAGUAAACAAUUGUCAACUUUUUAAAUGUGAAGUAGUAUAAAAAUAUGUAUGCACUCACAUAUGUAUAUUUUUAUAUAUAUGUGUGUGCGUGUGUCUGUAAUAUAUAUGUAUAUCUAGUAUGUAUAUAUUACAAUACACAGUGCACAAAAAAAAAAACAAAUUUUAAAAAACUUCAUACACUAUCCAGUACAGAAAUUACAAGGAUAUUUAGUUCAAUUUUAUAUUGUUUUUAAAGAUGAAUUUUUAAUGCAAUUUGUACUUAUUCGUUUAACAUAAGAUUUUCACAUCUACUUAAAUUAUGUUUCUUGUAUUCAAAAUAGUUUUGUACUUGGAAAAUGUAAAAAGUGUUAUUUCUAGCAUCUACAAGUCGAUUCAUAUGAUUAUUUAUUCAUUUAAUAUUUGUAAUUUUUUAGUGAAUAAAAUAGAACACCAAUGUAAAUCUUAUUUUAAGUUUCAUUUCAUUUUUGGUAAUAAUAAGUUUUAAAUUCAACUAUGUUUAGAUAUAAAUAUAGACAAAUAUGUAUAUGUACACAUAACAAAUGUGUAUAUAUACAUAUGUAUAUAAAUAUUAUACAAACACUAUAUAGUACACUGAAAUGAGUGCACUGUGCUGUUUGUACUCAUUUUGUUUGAAAGCUAUUAAUAUCAUGUACUACUUCACGUUUUUUGUAUUAAGUGUAAAAUAUUGUCUCAUGUUGACAUAAAACAUCGUUUUAGCUGUGAUGUUAACAAUAGAGAAUUCGUAUAGAGAUGCAAAGCAAGAGGGAAAUUAGUAUAAUAUAAAUGAAUUUUGUGUUAUAUUUAUUAUAAUGACAAUUCAGUAUUAUAGUAUGUACCACUGUUUGCUGAAGAAGAAUUCUACUACCAGUUAACGUCAUUGCUAAUAAAAUGUGAGAAGAAACUAUCAAACAGUAUAUAUUUAAAAAUUACAACGAGGCACAAAAUUUUUAGAGACCCUGAAACCUUAAAGAAACCAAGAAUUGGAUCUAAGAUUUCAUCAAGUAUACGUGUGAAAAAUUAAAUUCAUAAAAAAGAUAAUGACAAAGCAGUUAUCAAAUAAAUAACUAUAAUGAUAACAUUAUUAUUGCUACCAUUACUGCUGCUAGUACUACAAUUAUGACUAUUACUAUUACUACACUACUGUUAGUGAUACCACUAUCAUAAAUAUUAUUACAACUACAGCUACUAUCAUUACCACUAUAAAUUGUCCUUGUAAUUUUUAUAUGCCAAGUGUAUACUUUAAUAGGAUAAAUUGAAGGAUAUGAGAAACGAGUCACAGUAAAUGUAACAUAACAGCCCUACUUGAUAUAAGGAGGGUACAAACUAUGUUAACUGAACUAUAAAUUAUAAAUAUUGUAUAAGACGAUAAAUAAUAAUUAUUAUUAUCAUUA
Molecule: messenger RNA, 10973 nt
Organism: Osmia bicornis bicornis
Lineage: Eukaryota; Metazoa; Arthropoda; Insecta; Hymenoptera; Megachilidae
Gene: Liprin-alpha
Product: liprin-alpha-1
Exons: 23
Coding region: 1662-5498 (1278 amino acids)
Biological process (GO): synapse organization
Cellular component (GO): presynaptic active zone
Molecular function (GO): protein binding
Source: RefSeq, a predicted model, not a curated record